AUGGUAUCUCUAUCUAUCUAUCUAUCUAUCUAUCUAUCUAUAAUACUUCUUAUACUUCUAUACGUAUCUAUCUAUCUAUCUAUCUAUCUAUCUAUCUAUCUAUCUAUCUAUCUAUCUCUCACAGUCUAUUCGUAUGUAUGCAUCUAUCUAUCUAUCUAUCUAUCUAUCUAUCUAUCUAUCUAUCUAUCUAUCUCAGUCUAUUUCUAUCUAUCUAUCUAUCUAUCUAUCUAUCUCAUAAGUAUGUAUGUAUGUAUGUAUGUAUGUAUGUAUGUAUCUAUCUAUCUAUCUACAUACGUACCUACCUACCAAUCUCAUAUUUUUAUCUAUCUAUCUAUCUAUCUAUCUAUCUAUCUAUCUAUCUAUCUAUCUAUCUAUCUCAGUCUAUUCCUAUCUAUCUAUCUAUCUAUCUAUCUAUCUAUCUAUCUCAGACUUUUCAUAUCUAUCUAUAUAAAUAUAUUAGAUACCGAUUUUCUUUCUUUCUUUCUUUCUUUCUUUCUUUCUUUCUUUCUUUCUGUUUGGUAUGAUUUUCACACUGUUGUUGUUCUCUUUCAUUUAACGGCACCCUCCGCAAUGCUCCAACAGACAGAGAUGUCAACUCUCCGUGCGUUCCUCAAGCAAACAUAUUUGUUUUGUCCGUCCUAA
This is a messenger RNA of Acanthosepion pharaonis, 642 nucleotides long. The record is from the annotation of a GenBank genome assembly. NCBI's taxonomy places the organism in Eukaryota, Metazoa, Mollusca, Cephalopoda, Sepiida, Sepiidae.